UAAAAAGGCCAUUAUAUUCAUAAGAAUAAUAUGCCUUUUGAUUUAAAUCUCUCUCUGUUUUGCCGAGAUUGAUUGGCACGCAGCAUCCAGCACAGCAGCCAAUCAGCGCUCACGGAUCGACGUGCAGGCGAUCAUCCCGCCCAUAGCGCUUAGUGCAAAGUUGAAAGCGAGUCCGGCGGAGCGCUGACGCGGAUGCUGAACUUUUACGUUAUAUAUCUUAUAUAGUUUUAUUCAUUGUUCGGGUGUUGUGCGUCUAUUCAAAAAAAACCACACACACACAUACUGAAUAUACCCAACUAAGACGACUCUUCAACUUUUUACUAAUAACUGAGUUGUUGUGGUGACAAAUAAACAGGUUACUCCCAUAUUUCAACCAUCUUUGCCCUAGUCUCUUACCGGACACCCUGUGGUGGGUUUCAAACCUAACCAGCAAUAUACUGCAAUGAGAAUGUGCUACCAACAGCUAACUCAUUUUUUCAUGGUCCUUCGAGCCGGAGUGAGACUUGCUGCAGGCUUAUAAGAUGUCAACAUAUGCAGUAGAUGAGCCAACUGGGCGCGUCAGAAGGAAGACUGCCCUUCCCGCCCGAUAUGAGGAUUAUGAUCUCACUGGCUUUGCCCUGCCUACGUUGUAUCCAGAACCCAUGUCACCACACACUCAGAUACCCUCCAACCUGUCAGAAGGUGAAGACCAAGAGGAGGGUGCAAUGGCAUUCAGUCUUCCGCCGAUUCCAGGUGAUGAGCCUCACAGUUCAGAAGAGUGGUCCGACACAGACCCAGGCAGGUCUGAGAAUGCCAUACUUCAGCAACGAAACAGGAAUCUCCGCCAUGCAAAUGAGAACAUGCGUCACACUGUACAGAUGAUGCAACAGGAAAGAGAUGCAUUGCAGCAGACAAAUCAGCAGUUUUCUCAAGAGCUCUCACAGCUUAAGCGUCAAAUGCAGCAGCUACAAAUUCAGGUUGAUCAACAACAACCUCAGCCCCAUCCAUCUGCUAUUCCUGCCCGUCAACCUCAUCCUUGCAAACCUAUUCCUGCACCACGCCAUGUUAAGCACGUGCAGUCUGCGGAGAGAAGCUUCAGGCCAGUACCAGCACCGCGCUUCAGGCGAGACAGUUCUUCAAGUCAAGAACAAUCCCCAGCUUUGGUGGCUGCUCCCAGAGACAAAAUGUACUCCCCCUAUGACAUUCCAAGUGCCCAGCCACCCAGCUGGGGGGCCCCAAAGGAAGAAUGCUACCACCAUGACCGUGAUUAUUAUCCCUCAUACCAGCGGGAGUAUGAAACCUCCUCACCUUAUGAUUCUGGCUGGCGCCACAAAAUGCCCCAUAGUUCACCAAGUCAAGUGCCUCAGUUUGAGCCAGAGUCAAUGUACAGAGGCCCUACUCCCACCAUACCAGACUUUGUACAUCCAAACCCGAGAGAGUUUUCACGGUUGAAGAUCGCCUUAGAGAACACACUCCCUGCUAGUGCCACGGAGAGGUAUAAAUUUCAGAUUCUUACAGACCAUCUCAAGCUAGAAGAAGCGUUACUCAUCGCUGAUUCGUACAGCCAUUCUCAAUACCCCUUCACAAGAACGAUGGCUGCGCUGGACCAGCAGUAUGGUCAGCCACACCAGCUUGCAUUACAACGAAUAGCAGAACUUAUGGAUGGCCCAAAUAUCAGCAGCGGGGACAUAAAAGCAUUCAGACUGUUUGCACUUAAAGUUCGGUUGCUCGUUGGCAUGCUGGGGCAGCUCGGAAAGAAGGGCACCUUUGAACUGCAGUGUGGCUCCCAUGUCUCCAGAUUAUUGGGGAAAUUACCACAUGAUCUUAGGUCAAGUUUUCGCCGGUUUGCACAUCCACACCGUGUUCCAAUUCCAACACUUCUGGAUCUUUCUGAAUGGUUGGAGUAUGAAAUCCAAGUACAGGAGGACACGUCAAGAUUUGUUACCAGCCAACCUAGAGGGCCCACUGCACGGACCAGAGAGGUAAUCAAAGACCACAAGUCCUUUAACAAGAAUGCAAACAUUCUGCUGAACACUGAGAAAGCCCUGCUUGACACGAGUACCUCAGCUCCUACUGUGAAAACUGUUCCAAAACCCUACUGCCCCUACUGCGAACAAAAUAAGCACUCUUUGAAUAACUGCUCAAAUUUCAAGCAACUCACUACAGAUCAGAAGCGUAACUGGGUCAAGGAGAACAAUCGCUGUUGGCGCUGUGGCAGGAGCCAUCAAGCAACGGAAUGCAGUCUGAAAAUGCGCUGUAAGCAGUGUAACGGUCGACAUCUGCUAGUUCUUCACGACAUUACAGUGAAAAGUGCUAAGAGCUCACAGACUGUGCCAAUUGAACCUGCUUCCACUCCUGCAACCAACUCCUGCCUUCUUAAUACCAUGAACGAGAUUCUUCUCAUUCGUAAGCCUCCUGCCAGCCGAAAAGUCCUGCUGAAGAUAAGUAAAGUAAUACUCAGGAAUGGAAAACACCACAUGACUGCCUAUGCUAUCCAAGAUGACGGGUCAGAAAGAACCAUCCUUCUUCACAGUGCUGCUCAACAACUUGGCCUCAAAGGUAAACCAGAAGACCUACCGCUCCGCACAGUCAGACAGGAGCUCCAAGUCCUCAGUGGUGCAGCUGUGUCAUUCUCUAUCUCUCCCCUGUCACAGCCCAAGAAGGUGUUUCACAUUAAAGGUGCAUUUACAGCCCAGCAGCUAAGCCUGGCUGAACAUACACAUCCAGUCAAAGCUUUAAGGGAGAAAUAUCAACACCUGAGGGGUCUUCCACUACGACACCUAGAGACUGUGCGUCCUGUGCUCCUCAUUGGUUCAGACUACCCCCAUCUGAUUACUCCAGUGGAACCGGUCCGCCUUGGACCUUCAGGGGGGCCGGCUGCUGUUAAGACGCGGCUUGGAUGGACAUUGCAGGGGCCUGUGCAGCAUCUCCAGUGGGAAACCAACGAACAACACUGUUUCUUUACCUCAACUUCAUCUCCUGAGACAGAUCUCUUUAAGCAUGUUGAAAGACUGUGGCAGAUGGAUGCGCUACCCUGGCGCAAUGAGAAGACCAGCACCAGAUCCAAACAAGACCGUGAGGCAAUCGAGCUCCUUGAUGCCAAGACGGUCAGGGUUGAAGUAGAUGGGGUAAAGAGAUAUGCCACUCCUCUGUUGCGGGUCAAAAAUAUGCCACAGCUGAAAGCUCCCAAAGAGGCAGUGAUCUCACAGCUGAGAGCUACAGAGAGGCGACUGGUUAAAAAUCCAGAACAAGCAGUUGCUUACUCAGCAGAAAUCCACAAACUGGACCAAGCAGGCUAUGCUGUUAAGCUGGAUCAGCAUGCUGAACAGGACUCUGCUUACUCAUGGUAUAUCCCACACCAUAUUGUCCACCACAAUGGGAAAAACAGAGUAGUUUUUAAUUGCUCCUUCAAUUAUCAGGGCCAAAACCUCAACGAGCUGUUGCUCCCAGGGCCAGUACUGGGACCGUCUCUACUAGCUGUUCUGCUCCGAUUCCGGGAACACUCCAUUGCAGUCAGCAGUGACAUACGUGGGAUGUUCCACCAGGUCAGGUUGCUCCCAGAGGACAGACCACUGCUGCGUUUUCUCUGGCGAGAUCUCAAGGUACAGGAACAACCUAAUGUUUUUGAGUGGCAGGUCCUUCCCUUUUGGGACCACCUGCAGUCCCUGUUGUGCAGUGUACGCCCUUCAAAAGCAUGUCCUUGA
Ctenopharyngodon idella (grass carp) is the source of this 3683-nucleotide messenger RNA. RefSeq lists its product as uncharacterized. The record is from RefSeq and is a predicted model, not a curated record. The transcript is spliced from 2 exons. Lineage: Eukaryota; Metazoa; Chordata; Actinopteri; Cypriniformes; Xenocyprididae. Bases 522 to 3683 code for a protein of 1053 amino acids.